Molecule: messenger RNA, 3021 nt
Organism: Pocillopora verrucosa
Lineage: Eukaryota; Metazoa; Cnidaria; Anthozoa; Scleractinia; Pocilloporidae
Source: RefSeq, a predicted model, not a curated record
GAAAGAGACAGCUAUGUGGACCUGUGGCAAAAUGCUUGCAAUGAACUGGAAAAGCUUCAGGAAAUUGAACGGGAAAAAGAUGGUGAGUUGAAGGGAAGAACAAGAGCAAUGACAAGCCUGCAGAAUGACCUUCACAAAGCCAGGCAAUUUGCUGAGGAACUUCAGUCAAUAAACAGAAAGUUGAGAAUGGAACAUGAAAAAUUUCUCGGCACAGCUCAGACCCAAGAUCAGGAAAUAGACGAAGUUCGAAAUGAGCUCAGGAGGUGCAAAGCUGAGCUGAAAAACUCCAGAGCGCAGAACGAAGAACUUCGCAGAACGCUGGAGAUAAUGGAGGGACAAAUUAGAGUGAGGGAUAGAGAGAGAGAGAGAGGAAAUGAGGGUAACAAAGACCUUCCUGAAGUCGACACUCGAAUGGAACAACUACAAACCACUCUUAUUGCACUAGAGUCGAGGCUGUCUGGGACGCUUAAAGAAGUCGGACGGCUCAGAUCAGAGAAAGCUGAGCUGGAAGAAAGAUUGGAAGUUUUACAGAAAAGAAGUUCUGAUCAGGAACAGCGUGAGUUUGAAGCUAUUGCUCACGUCAGAGACAGUGUACAGAUGGUGGAAAAUGCCAUUCUUGAAAGAGACCAGGCCCUUGUCCGAGAGCAACAGAAAACGCAAGAAGUGGGCAGGCUUCAAGAAGUCAUCAAUAAGAUUCUCAGGGAGGCUGGGAAGAGGACAAGAGAAGAGGUGGAUUCUGUUCGGAAUCAGUGUAACAAAAACAUCCAGAAACUAAUGGAGGAGAUGCAUUUUCUGGAAUUGGAAGGAGCUGAGAAACAAGCUCAGUUAGAGAGAUCACUAAGGGAGAAGGCCGCCGUGGAAAAAGAACUUGAAAAGCUCUACCAAGAAGGUCCGUCUGAGAUUGCGCGGGCUGGAAUGACUUUUGAAGAGCUACAGAAACGAACUGGAUUGGCCGAGAGAACCCGGGACGAGGCUUUACGAAGAGUAGAUAGCCUCAAUUCCACGCUCAGGAAGAUAGAGACAAAACACGAACAAGAAAAAUCUCAGGGUGUCUCUGAAAUUGGCGAACUUAAAAGGAGAAUGAAACAACUAGAAGAAGAAAAUGAAGAGAUUUCUGACAACAGACUUCAACUGAUAGAUGAAAUAGACAAACAGAAACGGGAACUUCUCCAAGCCAAACAAGCGAAAGAGACCGCCGAACAUCAGUGCACUUUGGAGGUUUCAUCGCUCAAUCAACGACUUGAGCAACGGGAAAGAGAGUUUGAAUCACGACUUCGAAACGUGGAGGAGAUGAACAGACAGUCGGUGAAUGAACUCAGAGAAAUGUUGAAUGGACAACAGAAACUUGGAGCACAGUGGAAAGAGGAAUCUAGAGCAGUAACGCAGAAAUUUGAGCAAACAGUGAAUGAGUUGAGACAAGAGAUUAACAAGCAGAAACGAAGGAAUAAUGAACUGAAUGGCCAGUUGAACGAGGAGAGGCAGGCGAGAGAGGAGUUGGAGUCCAAGCUUUCGUCAUCAAAGCUUUCUCACGAGAAACUUCAAAGUAUGGUCGUCGAUGCAGAAACAAGAGCAGAUGCAGCAAGCUCUCAGGUAACUACACUUUUAAAUCGUGAGAGACAACUUUUACAAGAAAGAAAACUCCUAAACCGCGAAUUCGAGAGACUCAAAUUAGAAAAGAGUCGGCCUGGGUACAACAGAAUCCGGGAACCUCCUCAAAGACUUUCGGACUUGUUAAGCACCGCGAACACGGGAACCUCUGCUCAUGAGCCUGCAGUUCGUUUGGACCUGAUGUCUCCAAGGGAUGAUGGGUAUUUGCGAGAACUUGACGGCAUUGGAUCCAGAACAAGUUACAACGGAAUUUCAAGAGACAGAGUUAUACUUUGAUGAAGCAAGAAAACAAGUCUUUUUAGUUUCGAUUUAAAGAAUGUCUUCUAAUCAGUCUUGGUGUCUUUAAGUUCCUUCCGAAAUAUUUGGUCUCCGUCAAGGAAAGACGUGAUGUGCAACACGUCCAUGGCUCUAGCGGUGGAUAAGUUUGCAAACUCAUAACAUUUCGAUCAAGCAAAGACAGAUUUUCAAUUUAAUGCCCAAAGUAAAUUGGGAUUGCGCCACUUUUUCAACCAGUCAGGUGCAAGACUUACACCAAUCGCGAAACGGAACUUGCGUUUCCCGCGCUUCAGUUUUAGCCUGUCUUUUGGCAAAAUUUUCUUUGUUCUGAUUGGAUGUAUUGAUCGCUAUGUUCUGCUUUUACGUCACUCAAGCGAUGUGCGCUGUAUAAUGCAAUAUUUGUCUUAAUUUCUCGAAACACUCUCGGUAUUUAUUUCAAACUAAGCUUUGAAGACAGGGAGUUUCCUAGUUCAGUAGAGCCUGGGUUUUAAUAACAACGGUUUUCAUCUACCAUUUCAGACAGCCAGAUAUUUUAUCACAAUGGUUUUAAAUAGACCUUUAGCGUCCAUGAGUGGUUCACUUUACAGACCUGAUGAAUACGGUAUUUUUGACGAGAAGACCAUAAACAUAUAAUUAAUAUAAGUCAACUCUCUACUUUUUGGAGUUUGUUCAAGAUAUCUCUGGUUUUCAUAAUUAAUGAUCUUCAACGUGCGGGAAACCACAAAAUAAUAGACUGAUAUGAUCGGAAAAAACUAAAAUAUGAAUAUUAAAUAAAACAGGAACAAAGAUGGCUAAGAAUGGACAAGACUGACGUGGAUUUCUUUUUCAUGACGAACUUGAAAAUUUCUGGCUAAUUUUUUAAAGAUGUUCAAAUCGUGACGUAACUUUUUCAAUGGUUAGCGUUUACAUGGUAAGCGAUCCGUAAGCGUUCACAUGACUUUUGUACUAACGUGUUUUUAAUCUGAAAGCAAAUAGCUGUCUCGUCUUUUGGUGUGGUAGAAAUAUUGCUAUCUUACAAAAAUUUGGCACUGCCCCACGGAAGUUAAUUUCGAAGUGCUACCAUCAACUCAUAUUGUACAAAGGUUAUAAAAUGUAACUUUCGUUAGUGUGUGAAAAAUAAAUUGUAUUCUCGGUGAA